Anisakis simplex (herring worm) is the source of this 1293-nucleotide messenger RNA. NCBI's taxonomy places the organism in Eukaryota, Metazoa, Nematoda, Chromadorea, Rhabditida, Anisakidae. The record is from the annotation of a GenBank genome assembly.
AUGAUCAGAUCUGUGGUGGUUUGCCGAAAUGUAGCCUUAAACUGUCAUAUGGGUCUGCAAGCUGCUGCUGCUGCCUGUUCUUUGAACGACGGGGCAGAGGAAAGGAUGCGGAAGUUUGCAACAACACCCGUGGGUAGUAGAUUCAACAACGGGAAACCACCUGGGCGGGAAUCUGACGGGCAGAAUUACCCAACGAGAAAUACCCGAACGUCGUCUAGGAAUUCACGCUCUGAAGACGGUGGCAGACGGCGUUGGUUUUCGGGUAAAAAGCGUUAUGGCGGCGGCGGUGUUUUUGUCCCGCUGUUCGGUCUAUCGUGGCUAGUCACCAUUAAGGAUCUGUUGGGAAUAGAGCCGUUUCGUACGGAUGCAGAUCCGCUGAAGGAUAAUGUGAAAAAGGCGUUUAUUUGCCGGAAAUACGGCAAAUAUGAGGAGGCCAUACAAAUUCUGGAGGCAUCUCUCGAAAUGGCCAAGGAGCGAGGCGAAGAGCUACCCAUAAGUAGGGUACUGGAUGAAUUGGCAAAUACUUACUAUGAAAUGGGUAAUUUGGAGAAGGCAGAAGAGCUGUUCCGACUGCUUAUACGAAGGAUGAUGGAAUUGCAUGGGAAACACGAGAGUGACCCGGAAUUCAUUGGCAUUAGCUUGAAGCUGGCGGAUAUUUUUGCCCAAAACGGGCAACUGGAGAACGCUGAGACAGGCUAUAGACACUGUGUUACGAAGCAGAUGAAGAUUCUUGAAGAACACAUGAAAAAGUACGUCGUGGCCCAGGGCGCCUUGGUCGAGCAUCGACAUCAGGUUGAAGCGCACGGGGCGGCGUAUACGGAUCCGAUAGCGUUGUUCGGCAUGUGUCUGGAACAGUACGCGCAUUUUUUGGUGACGUAUCGAGGUGAGGAUAGGUUAGCGGAGUGUGAGGAGUAUAUGGACGAAGUGCUGAAGAUAAGUUAUCAGCUAUUUGGUGCGGCUUCAUUUCAUACAAUGAAUCUGCUGAAUAAUUUUGGAGCGGCGUUGAUUUUGAAGAAUCGAUUUGAACUGGCUCGGAAGUAUUUGGCGAUGGGUGUUGAGAGGAUUGUGAACGUGGACGAAUGUAGUGGUAUGAUACCGGGAUAUUAUUGUAAUUAUGCUGAGGCGUUGUUCCAUUGUGGCCAAAAGGAAGAGGCGUUGAAGUACGCGAAGAAGGCGGUGAAUUUGUCACGGUCCGAGGAGCCACGGGUGCAGGAGUACGCGAGACGCUUUUUGCACGAUCUCGAGCGGGACUUUAGGGGGAGGAAUCGAAAAAAUUGGCUGUGGUUUUGGUAG